Messenger RNA from Marchantia polymorpha subsp. ruderalis, 3888 nucleotides. The record is from the annotation of a GenBank genome assembly. Lineage: Eukaryota; Viridiplantae; Streptophyta; Marchantiopsida; Marchantiales; Marchantiaceae.
UGCCUUCUUCGCCCACACAGCGGGGCUCUCAUGUACAGCACACAGCAGCAGCUGAUCUCGUUGACACUCGACACUUGACUCAGUUCUCUCUCAGGACUCGCAGCUGCAUCAUCAUCAUCAUCAUCCCUUGGCCGGAUUGAAGAGCUGUGCUCGUCAUCGUUCCGCCAGCCGAUGCGUGAGAGUCUGAGGAUAUCAUCGCCUAUCCCUACCACGGUCCAGCCGCGGCGCUUGCGUUCGGUGAUCCUUCUGCCCGGCUCGAGGAGCUCGCGAUCAUGGGAGUCAUGGGAGUGACCCUGAACUCUCUGGAGAAGGAUGGCGACGUGAAUAGCGCGUCCGCUUAUAAAACCUCCGCUGCAGAGGGUUUCCAGUCCAGGUCCAGAGCCAAGCCCACGAUUGCCAUCUCUGGGCUGCAAAUUCACGGCGGCUCGAUCCUCAGUCCCAAGGUGUCCGAGUUCGGCAGGACUGCGAGUUUCGGCAAGCCUCCUCUCCACAAAAUGAUUUCUCAUCCUUCUGCAGAUGACCUGAACAACUCGUACGCCAGCUACAUGGGGAAUUCCGAGGGCGACAGCUCGGAGGGAGAAUGUCAACAGGUCCACGACUCCAGCCGCUAUGGGGAAGCCAAGCAUGCGGACGAGAAGUUCGAGCAAUAUGGAAACGAUCUUCACGAUCAGGGGCCAAAGUUCAAGAGGAUCGAGGCAGGGCCAGAGGAAAGCGAGACCGAGGACGAAGACGAGGACGAGGACGAGGAGCACGUGGAUUGGGUGUAUCCCGAGGAUAAAAUGUCCGUCCAAGACAUGAAUUAUGGAGUGGAUUCUCGCGACCUGGGCACAUCGGACGACUGGAUUCAGCGUCACCCUUCUCUCGUUCGUCUGACAGGGCGGCAUCCGUUCAAUUGCGAACCUCCUCUUUCCGCACUGAUGGAGCACGGAUUCAUCACCCCGGCAUCCAUACAUUACGUCCGAAACCAUGGCUAUGUUCCUCACGGAGACUGGGACAACUGGAAGUUCGAGGUCAGCGGACUUGUCAAAAGGCCGAUGAAGCUCAGCAUGCAGGAUUUGGUGACAAAAUUCCCCCAGAGGGAGUUCCCGUGCACCCUCGUGUGCGCCGGCAAUCGGCGCAAGGAGCAGAAUAUGACUGCGCAGAGUAUUGGGUUCAAUUGGGGAGCGGCUGCCGUGAGCACCUCCGUCUGGAAAGGAGUGCGCCUGUGCGAGGUGCUUCGAUAUUGCGGCGUGAUGUCGAGAAAGAAAGGAGCUCGUUACGUGUGCUUCGAGGGCGCUGAGACUUUGCCUGCAGCCGGCGGUACCAAAUAUGGAACGAGUCUUACCAUCGAGAAAGCGCUGGACGAGUCGUGUGACGUCAUAUUGGCCUAUCAACAAAACGGAAGACGUCUGGAACCAGAUCACGGCUAUCCUUUGAGGAUGAUUAUUCCCGGGCACAUCGGAGGACGCAUGGUCAAGUGGCUCACUUCGAUCUCCGUUACGAGCCAAGAGUCGGGAAACCAUUAUCAUUACAACGACAAUCGCGUGCUUCCUUCGCAUGUGGACGCUGAGACGGCUAAAGCAGAGGGGUGGUGGUACAAGCCGGACUACAUCAUCAACGAGCUGAAUAUAAACUCGGUCAUAACCACACCGGCGCACAACGAGGUGCUGCCAUUCGAUUCGAUUCAGAAGCCUUACACGGUCAAAGGCUACGCUUACACCGGAGGAGGCAGGAAGGUGACGCGAGUGGAAGUGUCGCUGGAUGCGGGCGAGACCUGGCGACUGUGCGACAUCGAUCGGCCCGAGCGCCCGACGAAGCACGGCAGGUACUGGUGCUGGGUUCUGUGGGAGCUGGACGUCGACGUGACGGACUUCCUGCAGUCCAAGGAGCUGGUCGUGCGUGCAUGGGACUCGGCCCUCAACACCCAAGCCGAUCGCCUCACGUGGAACGUUAUGGGAAUGAUGAACAACAACUGGUUCCGGGUGAAAGUGCAAGCGUGCAAGACGGCAGCGGGAGGAAUCGGUCUGAGCUUCGAGCAUCCGACGUGUCCCGGUAACCAGGCCGGAGGGUGGAUGGCGAAGCUGAAGAAGGGGGCGGACUCGAAGGCGCAGCAACCGGUCGAGCCGGUUCCGGCGAAGAAGACCAUGGUGAAGAGUUCGUCGACGCCGUCGUUCCGGCAGCCGACCGUCCGCCAGAUCUCGAUGAUCGAGGUGCGCCGGCACACGCACUCGGAGUCGGCCUGGAUCGUCGUGCACGGCUCGGUCUAUGAUUGCACGGGCUUCCUGCAGGAGCAUCCGGGCGGAGUCGACAGCAUUCUCCUCACGGCCGGCACCGAUGCCACCGAGGAAUUCGAUGCCAUCCACUCCGACAAAGCCAAGGCCAUGCUCGAGAAGUACAAAAUCGGGGAGCUGAUCGCCGAGAGCGAGUACGAUAGCUUCUCUGCGUGCUCGACGCCCGAAGGCUCGCUUCGUGGCGGCAGCAAUUUCAAGUACCUCACGCCCAUAUCUGAGCUGCCGCCCGUGCUCGCGAAACCCGUGGCUCUCAAUCCCAAGGAACGCAUUUCGUUCCAGCUCGUCGAGAAGGAGAAGCUGAGCGCCAACAUCUGCAAGCUGAGAUUCGGUCUGCAGAGCAAGGAGCACAUUCUGGGUCUGCCGGUGGGCAAGCACGUGCUGAUCGCUGCGAACAUCAACAACAGGCUCGUCAUGCGUGCCUACACUCCGGUCAGCUGCGAUAAGGAUGUGGGCUACUUCGAUCUACUGGUCAAAAUCUACUUCAAAAAUGAGAGCUAUCCCUCGGGAGGGCUCAUGUCGCAGCAUUUGGACAGUCUGAACAUCGGCGAGUCGAUCAUGGUGAAGGGACCUCUGGGCCACAUUCACUACCGAGGCAAGGGGCAGUUCGACGUGAACAACUCCCCGAAGCAGGCGAGGAAAUUCGCCAUGGUCGCCGGAGGCACCGGGAUCACGCCCAUCUACCAGGUGAUACGUGCCAUUCUCGAAGACCCCGAAGACAGCACGGACAUUUCUCUCAUCUACUGCAAUCGCAGCGAGUCCGACAUCAUGCUCAAGGAUCAGCUCGACGAGUGGCAAGAAAAGCACUCCAACUUCCGAGUGUGGUACACUGUGACCGGGCCGGUGCGCGAGGGCUGGAAGUAUGGUACGGGCCGUAUGAGCGAAUCGAUGAUGGCCGAGCACUUGCCGCCCUCUGCUGCUGAUACGUACGCCUUCAUCUGUGGCCCACAGACGCUCGAGAACACGUCCUACGAUACCCUCGAGCGCCUUGGCUAUGACAGAAAGUUCUGCUUUUCGUUCUAAACCGUGCAGGCGGGCGAGCGGGUCUUCAUUCCGGACUGGGGAUACACGCAAGCAGUAAAUGCCGUUUUCUAUUCUGCGGAAGUGACGACGUCAAAUCAAACAUCAUGCUUGGCCAUUUCUGCAAUGCGGUGGUUUUGAGUCACGUUCAGUUAGCUCUUGUAGGAAUACGUCUAGAGAUGUGCGCAGGUCACUCCCAUUGUUCGUCUCCAAGUCUCUAGCAUAGCAAUUGUACAUUUUACGACGCAUCCUCACAGGGAGUUCUGUGUAAUUCUCGCAAUCAAAGCCAAUGUACAGGGUCAACAGCAGCAUUAGAUGAGUACACAUUAUAUUACACUGACAGUUCUUCUCGUAAUGCAGUACUUCCGGCAAUAGUUAGCAUAAGUUAUUGUGGUUGCUGUAUACUCAAAUCGCUUGACUGUAAAUAUACUUUUUUCUAUCAGUAACUUUCUAUUGCGUAACUUAUCAUCGAUCCUUGUCUACCUUCUCGCCCUUUCUUCAGCCAGCGCUUGACACCAAAUUGCCAAAGGACAUUGGUGACUCAAAAUUGAUAUCUCCUCUACAUCAGCUUGCUAAACCUUUAGAUUCUUGUUGAGAAACC